AUGAAAUCGACGUUUAUUUCUACUCCAUACUUUUGUUUCAUUUCAGCACCACUACGUGCCAGUGCGAUUGAUAUUCAAUCAAAUGCAAAAUGGAGACAGAAUGGUCUCAUUGUUGCUGGAGGAAAUGGACAAAGCAGUGGAAUCGAUCAACUCAAUCUCCCAUGUGGUUUGUUUGUCGAUGAUGAUCAAACGAUUUAUGUCGCUGAUCAGUGCAAUCAUCGUAUUGUGGAAUGGAAAUGUGAUGCAACGAAUGGUCAAGUGGUUGCCGGUGGAAAUGGAAGUGGAAAUGAAGCUCAUCAGUUAAACUACCCAUACGAUGUGAUUAUCGACAAAGAGAGAGAUAGUCUCAUUAUAUCCGAUUAUUCGAAUAGAAGAGUAGUUCGUUGGCCUCGUAAAAAUGGUACUAGUGGAGAAACUAUCAUUUCGAACAUUUCUUGCAUUGGUUUGACUAUGGAUGAGAAUGGAUCUCUCUAUGUAGCUGACUAUGGAAAAUGUGAGGUGAGACGAUAUAAAAUUGGUGACACUGAAGGAACGGUGGUUGCAGGUGGUAAUGGAAAAGGAAAUCGUCUCGAUCAACUCUCUAGUCCCUACUAUGUAUUUGUUGAUCGAGACCAUUCAGUGUACGUAUCUGAGAAUGGAAAUCAUCGUGUGAUGAAAUGGGAAGAAGGUGCAAAACAAGGCAUUGUCGUAGCCGGUAGUCAAGGACAAGGAAAUAGUCUUACACAAUUGUCAUGUCCUCGAGGAGUCGUUGUCGAUCAAUUGAGUACUGUCUAUGUGGUUGAUAGAGACAAUCAUCGAAUCAUGCGUUGGCCAAAAGGAGCCAUACAGGGAAGUGUCAUUGCUGGUGGAAACGGUUCUGGAGCACAAUCGAAUCAACUCAGCUAUCCCUAUGGUUUAUCAUUCGAUCGGCAUGGCAAUCUCGAUGUCGUCGAUCAGGGCAAUCAUCGAGUACAAAAAUUGAAUAUCAAAUAA
This is a messenger RNA of Rotaria sp. Silwood2, 972 nucleotides long. NCBI's taxonomy places the organism in Eukaryota, Metazoa, Rotifera, Eurotatoria, Philodinida, Philodinidae. The record is from the annotation of a GenBank genome assembly.